AUGAUUUUAUUCAUUUUCGUAACAAUUCUUCUAAGUAUCACUGUUGAACAUUGUCAAGCAAUACAUGAUAAUACAGAUUCUAGCGAAAAUGAAAUGAAAAUAACUCAGCUAAAAGCAAAUAGUCGACUUCUUCAGCAAGGUCAUUAUUAUCGUCGUAUUCGUCGCCAAUCAGAAGAAUCAAUAUCAAGUCUUGAUACAGCUGCAACAGUUCUUUCAAUUCUUCCGUUAGAUCGUAUAGGUGCUAUCGUUGGUCAAAUUAUGUCAACUGGUCUUAAAGAAAUGUUUAAUCCAGAAGUUGGAAAAAAAAUUGUUAACGUUUUAGAAAAUCAAGGACCAUUAUUAUUAACAUCACUUUUCAGUAAUCUUUUCACAACUCUUGCUAUUCCAGGAAAGAUACCACCAAAACCGAAUCCAAAUCCAAAUCCAAAUCCAGCAACAUCAUCAAUAAUAAAAAAUACUAAUAGUCCUAUUCAGUUAAGUAACAAUUCAAUAUCAGAAUUAGUGGGUGCUCUUCGACGUCCACCAGCCAAAUAA
Rotaria socialis is the source of this 534-nucleotide messenger RNA. The record is from the annotation of a GenBank genome assembly. Lineage: Eukaryota; Metazoa; Rotifera; Eurotatoria; Philodinida; Philodinidae.